Schistosoma margrebowiei is the source of this 894-nucleotide messenger RNA. The record is from the annotation of a GenBank genome assembly. Lineage: Eukaryota; Metazoa; Platyhelminthes; Trematoda; Strigeidida; Schistosomatidae.
AUGCAACCGUUUGUUCCUGUUGUAUGGGCGACUUCUCUUAUCACUUUAGCUAGAAAAGAAGGACUAAUCAAAAAUCCGCAUGCAUACGUUCUUUUGGUAGAUGAACUUAACACUUUCCGUCAAAAAAUAUUAUAUAUAAUGAUGAUGGAUGAUGUUUGUAUUCCGUUGGUUUAUACACAGGUUGUCACACUAUCUGUGUACUCUUAUUUUGUCGCGUCUCUUAUAAGUAGUCAAUUCAUCAUCAACAGUUCACCUUUUGCAGGCAUAGCACGUUCGCAUGAUCUUUUCUUCCCGUUUUUCACAUUUCUGGAACUUUUUGUUUAUGUGGGAUGGCUAAAAGUUGCUGAAACACUUGUGAAUCCGAUGGGAGAAGAUGAUGAGGAUAUUGAUAUUAAUGAGAUAAUCGACUUCAAUUGGAGAAUUUCGUGGUGUGUGGUAGAUGGAGUAAGAACUAGUGCACCCGCCAUUGUACGAGACGCCCAUUGGAGACAAUCCGUUGUAGAACUUCCCCAUACGGAACGGUCGAAACGUUUAAAUGUCGGAUCAAGGAAAGGGUCAAUUUAUGAUCUGAAUGUUCCUGUUGGUCCAGAACUACGCGAUCUUAUGGCAGCUUUAUCCACAGCACGACAGAUGCAGAUGUCAAGUACAAACUCACCAGCUCCUUCAAAGUCUACUUAUCCUAAUGAAAGUGACAGUCCAUAUGGUGUAUCAGAUGAUCAUAGACAUUCGUUUCCUCACACCACAACUACUAAUGUUUUUCGUGAACCCAUAAAAGAAGAGGAUGAAGAACUAGAAGAUGAACCGUCUGGAAAAGAUUUGAAAGAGAAUAAAGUAAACGAUGAAACUAACGAUUUAUCAGGUAGUCAUACGCAUGAUCACUGUUCAAGGCUCUAA